AUGGGUAACGUUGUUGAUUCCCAGCUAAAGUCUUCAGACGACGAGCCCCUGCCAUUUGUCGCUGUCGGUGGUGAAACCUCGAAUCCCACCUUACAGAAUGUUACCCUGCGGGCCGUCCCGGAGCAAGAUGCUGUUCCUGCCUUGGACUCCAAGCCCAAUUUUGCUGUCGUCAUUGAGCUGAGGGCCCCACCCCUUUCACACCAGGGCCCACAAGCACGUGCCCCCAUCGACCUAGCUAUGGUGCUGGAUGUCAGCGGUAGUAUGAAAGGGCCGAAGCUGGACCUUGUAAAGCGGGCCGCGGGCUUUGUUGUGGAUAACCUCGGCCCGUCUGAUCGGCUCUCCUUAGUUUGUUUCUCCACUUCUGCUCGUAUAGUCCUCCCUCUGCACGAAACGACAGAGGUGGGACGGGCCAAUGCCAAACAGGCUGUCAACUCCCUUUUCUCUGACAACGGCAACACGAACAUCGCGGAUGGCCUCACAAAGGGGCUUCAGGUUCUUGAAGAGAGGAGCCAUCGUAAUCCUGUGGCAAGCAUCAUGUUCUUGUCUGAUGGGAAGGACAAUUACUCCCCAAGGAUUCCGAUGGCCCAGCCCUACCUUCAUUUGUUGCCCCCAUCCAUGCGUCCCGGGGUUGAAAAGAAGCCCUUCUCCAUUCCCAUCCACACGUUCGGCUUCGGCUCAGACCACGACCCGCUCGCAAUGCACGCCAUCGCCACCCUAUCAGGCGGAACUUUCUCGUUCAUCGAGUCGUACGAAAUGGUGCAAGACGCGUUCGCAAAGUGCAUCGGCGGCCUCUUGAGCGUCGUGGUUCGCGACCUCCGCCUGACGCUGAGGUCAGCGUCCCAUGGCGUGCGCAUCAACUCGAUUCCUUCCGGAAGCUACGCGAGCGAGAUAUCCGGCCUCCAGGGCUCUCGUGGGUCGAUCACCGUAGGAGACCUUUACGCGGACGAGGAAAAAGAUUUCCUGAUUGACAUAUCCGUCCCCGCGUACGCCUUCAGCGUCGAAGAGGAAGAAAACGAGAACGAAAGGCGGACCCCGCUCGUGGACGUGACGUGCUCGUACAAGGACGUGGGGUCGAACGAGAGGGUAGAAAUGGAGUCUGCGGAGAUAAAGCGCCCGGGUUUUGUGGCGCCUGCGGAUGUGAAGGUGAAACUGGAAGUCGACCGGCAGAUGAAUCGGCUGCAUGCUGCCGAGGGUUUGGCGGAGGCCCAACGGGCGGCCGAGAAGGGGAAUCUCAAAGAGGCGCGCGCGAUUCUGUCGAGCACGAGGUCGACUGUUUCGGCCUCGGCGUCGGGCCAGGCGGGAGACGGGCUGUCGCUGCAGCUUGAGGCGGAGAUGAGAGAGACUGAGGAGAAAAUGGGGUGUAAGAGGACAUACGAGCAGGUGGGCCGGGCCUAUGCUCUGUCGAGCAUGAGUGCGCACUCCAAUCAGAGGGCCUCUACCAGGCGCCGGGCGGAGUCUGGGGAUGCUUAUGUUACCCCUAAUAUGGCUAAUAUGGUCAGCAAGUCUCAUCAGGUUAUCAAGAUUGAAGAUGUUAAGGAGGAACAAGAUUAG
Striga asiatica is the source of this 1551-nucleotide messenger RNA. The record is from the annotation of a GenBank genome assembly. Lineage: Eukaryota; Viridiplantae; Streptophyta; Magnoliopsida; Lamiales; Orobanchaceae.